AUGGAGGCGGACAGAUCCGGCGGAGGACCAAACCAGAACUCCGGAGGCGGCGGCAGCGGAGCGGGGCGCAACCCAAAUGGGCCCAAAGCAGCACCGGGCCAGGCGACAUCAGCUGCGGCGACCGGGGCGAUGGCUGCAGCUGCUGCAGCGGCGGCGGCGGCGGUCGGGGCCAUGCCCGGAUCGUCUCAGUCUCGGGAUCCGCAGGACGGGGACUCGGGUAUGACGCUUCCUGGGAUCCUCCACUUCAUCCAGUACGAGUGGGGACGAUUCCAGGCCGAGAAAUACCGCUGGGAGGCGGAGAGAGACGAACUCAGGGCUCAGGUGGCAUUCCUACAGGGUGAAAGGAAAGGGCAGGAGAAUAUGAAACAGGACCUGGUAAGACGGAUCAAAAUGCUAGAGUACGCCCUCAAACAAGAGAGGGCUAAACACCAGAAACUGAAGACAGGAAAUGAUCAGAGUCCUACAGACAAGAAACCAGAGACAGAGGCAGACCAGCUCCCUAAUGGGCCUGCUGAGUCGGACUCAGAGCCAGCCAAUCAGAUGUCCUGGAAAGAAGGACGUCAGUUACUGCGCAAAUAUCUUGAGGAAGUGGGUUAUUCAGACACUAUUCUGGACAUGCGAUCCAAGCGUGUGCGCUCCCUACUUGGGCGGAGCAGUCCAGAAGCUAACGGACCUCCACCCAGUGAAGCUUGUUCCGAACCUGAGCCUCGAGCAGGAGGAGAGUCACUGUUGGUCAGACAGAUUGAAGAACAGAUCAAGAGGAAUGCGGGCAAAGAAAGCUCUAAGGAGCGUUUGGGUGGCUCUGUGCUCGAUAAAAUUCCCUUUCUGCACGGCUGUGAGGAUGAUGAUGAAGAUGACAGUGACGAGGAAGAUGACUUCCAAGGUAUGGCCACUGACUGCAUUGACGGGCCGCGAAAGAACAAGAAGUCUCGCGUAAAGAUGGGGUCAGAGCCCAUGACCACAGACCUAGACCCAGAGGAUGAGGAGGAUGAAGAUGACUCAGAAGAUGCCCAAAGUGAAUUUGACUUCCUGGGCUCGGGGGAGGAUGGGGAGGGGGCGGGAGAGGCCCGGAUCUCGGGGGACGGACGGGAGCUAGAGAACCGCAGGAACAAGUUGCAAGGCAUGAUGUCGGACUUCCCCCCUAAACCUACCCCACCCCCCUCUGUGUCGGGACAGGCUCGCACCGGGGAAGGUGGUGCCCUGGGUUUCUCCUCUGACGUCUUCAUUAUGGAUGCGGUUGGAGGAGGCGACAUGAACCUUGGUGAACUGGCUGACCUCACUGUUGCCAAUGACAACGAUCUCUCCAUGGAUAUGCAGGAUAACAGAGAAGAGUUUAAAAAGACAUGGAACCCUCGCUUCACACUACGCAGCCACUUUGACGCCAUCCGCGCUUUGACCUUUCACCCUAGCCAAGCAGUCCUGCUCACAGCCUCUGAGGAUGGAACUCUAAAACUGUGGAACCUCAACAAGGCAAUGCACUCUAAAAAGAAUGCAGCAUUGGAUGUAGAACCCAUCUACACAUUUAGAGCGCACAGUGGUGCCGUUCUGUCACUAACCAUGGGUGAGGAUGGAGACUCUUGCUAUAGCGGAGGUCUGGAUGGAACCGUUAGGUGCUGGAAGAUGCCAGACCUUAAUGUGGAUCCUUAUGACAACUAUGAUCCCGGCAUCGAGAGCAGUGUGCUGGCAGGUCAUGAGGAUAGUGUGUGGGGUCUCACUUACUCUGCAGUCCACCAUCGUUUGGCCUCAUGUUCAGCUGAUGGCACCAUUCGCAUCUGGGACCCUCAGAACUCUGCACCAUGCCUGUCUGUCUUCAAUAAGGAGAGAGAACAUGGUACGCCCACCUCUGUGGCCUUUGUGGCCUCUGACCCCAACCAAGUAGUUGUGUCAUUUGAUGUUGGUGAGACAUUGAUCUAUGACCUCAACACAGAGCAGAGUGUCACUGCCCUAGAGACACAGACCAAAGAUGGCAGUGAACUGAUCAACCGUGUGGUCAGUCACCCAUCUGAACCUGUCUCCAUCACUGCGCAUGAGAACCGCACCAUCCGCUUCGUAGACAACAAGACAGGGAAAGUUGUGCACUCAAUGGUGGCUCACCUGGAUGCAGUUACCUGUCUUACAACAGACCCUAAAGGCACUUACCUCAUCUCAGGCAGCCACGACUGCUCGGUGCGCCUGUGGAUGCUUGACAACAGGACGUGCGUGCAGGAGAUCACGGCCCACAGGAAGAAACACGAUGAGGCCAUUCAUGAUGUGGCCUUCCACUCUUCCCAGCCCUUCAUCGCUAGCGCCGGCGCAGAUGCACUUGCCAAGAUCUUUGUCUGACAGCACUGUCGUUAUUCUGUCCUAGAACUACAUCUGGUCCAAAAGAGACUGAAGACUACAGUGGACUAGUUUCACCUGCUUACACUCACACACAUGUACACUUGUCCUGCACCCCACUGGCUGGGCCAUCGCCACAGGACGUCACCUUCCCACAAUUGCUCACCAUUUUAUGAUGCCUCAGUGACUUCUUGUAAUACUAAUCAUCCUGCUUUUUUAUAACUUUAAGAUCCUGGCUGCUCUGUUUUCCAAUAACAAUGUUUGGAGUAACACUUUUUUACACUACAUAAAAUUCUGUUCUGCUUUUUUCAGUCUGCUAACGGUUACUAUGAAGCACUGUGCGUGUGUAUGCGCGCGUGUGUGUGUGCACUCGUUUGUGUGGUUGAAUAGCUUACACACUAAUCACAUUUUACACAGAACCACGAAUGACACAUGCACAAAUGCACCGACACAUUUAGUUUGAAAGCUUUUUUAACAGUUACAUUUUUUGUGGCUAAAAUACAUACAGUAUGUAGACAUGACUAAAUACAGUAAAUAGCUCCCAGUGCUGCCAGAAAACAUCUGACUCAACUAUACGCUGGGAUCCAAUGUAUUACAUUCCAAAGACUCCUGGAAGAAUGUGUGCGGUGUCAUAUUUGGGGUUGGAGAAUGUUUAACUUAGUCGUGUAAAAGGAGACACUAGACAGUCGCAAACCAGUGUUGGACAAUAGCUUUAAUUUCAACUUCAAUCGCCAAGACACCAAGUUUCAUUGUAUGUGCGAGUGUUAUAUAGUGUCCCCGUGAUUCUGUCUCCUCGCAUGUGUGCUGGUUGAGUUAAAAGUCACUCUGCUGUACAAGACGAAUGAAAGUAUUUCCACAGUGGAGGAAAUAUUAUCAACAAUAAGAUCCAUUUUUGCAGAUGUACAGUUUGGACUCUGCAGACGGAUGCUCUCUGACUACAUUUACCAGCUACAGACAGAUAUGAGAGCAGUUUCAGCCUGUAGAUUAGAAGGGUGUAAGACAACUCUGUAUACACUCAGCAAAUGACGCAGAUUGCAUCAUUUGGUGCUUUUUACUGUACAGAAGAGUGUGUGUGUAUGUAUGUUUGUAUAUGCACUAGUUAAAUCACGGUGCUAUGAAAGACCUUGUUAAUCUUGAGUCAGAAUCAGGGACCUGUUUUGUGUGUGUGUGUGUGUGUGUGUGUGUGUAAAGAAAGACUGUUUCUCACUCAUUGGGCUAAACAUCUACAUCUGUGACAUUUCAUACUUUUAAAUGACAUUUCAUUGUUGAAUCAUUUCAUGAACUUGUAUUAAGAUACUGUGUGGUCACUUUUCAGGAUUAGCAAUGUUGGGGUUUCUCAUUAGAUGGAUGUGGAUGUCAGCCUUUAUCAUUUCAGGCUUGGUUUGUGUGGGAGUGUACAGAUCAGAUGAUAAUUCUGUUACAACGAGGAGCAUAUGGACUGAAAUGGUUUCCUCAGAUAAGAUCUUUUUCAUUUCAGAUGAAAAGUUGGAUCCAGUUUUGUAGGUUGGGUUUGGUUCUUGCUUGAUGUUAUUUAUUCAGGCAUUUUAAAAAAGGACGGUAAAAAAGUAUCUUUCAUCACCUUAAUCCAUGUGUUAAGUUUACCACAUUAACCUGAGAGCCAACGUCUGAAGCUGGACUCCUGGAUCUGAGGAGGCAUGCUGGGAGAAAUGGCUCCAGGGAAAAAAAAAAAGAGAGUAAAGUCCAUCUUAAUUUCAGAUACUUUUCUUAUUUCAAAAAAAGAAGAAGAAAAGAUAUGUUGGCUUCAGCUAACGUUAGUAACAUGGGAAAGAGGUGACAUGACUCAGCGCUUGAAUCGGCCAGCUGCUAUAUAUCAACGUUAACCCAGAGGAAAUUUAGAUGUUUCAAGUGGAAACAUUGCUCCUUUGAGAAGAGGGUGAUAAAUCAGGGACAUUUAAAAUAAAUUCCCCUUUCUUACAGUGAUCACUGCAGGGCACGUUUGUUGAAUCCCUGCUAAAAGCUGUUAGAAUUAUAUUGUAAAAUGCUGAUAAAAUCUUGUUAAAUGAGUAGGAUCCCUUCAUACAAAGAGAGAUGAAAGAGUCACAUCAGUCAGAUCUAAAUGCUGAUUGUAGCCUGAAGGAAAACAUUCCUCUCCUAAUCGCUGGGGUCAAAGUUUUCCUUAAUGUGUCUGAAAUUAGAGUAGAUAGUAGUUAUUCAGCUGGACAUGUUUUAAAAAUGAAAGAAAAUAACUGGGUGCAACUAUAUUAUUGUACUGCUGCUGGGCAUAAUGUCCCGUGAACACUUUUAACUACUAUCUGGGUCUGCAUUGCACUACAUCUAAUACUGAAUGAGCUGAAGUGGUUAUAAACAGGGUGCAGAAAUCCAAUCUGGAGUUAAUACUACAAGGAUGGGGCAUGCUGUUAUUUGUUAGUGAGAGUUACUGAUAGCCAACUGUUGUUGAUGCUGAUGUUUUUUUCACUCUGAGUUACUUUGUCCCGUCUCUGAAAAUAUAGACAAAUCAGUGCGACACAUGAAAAAGAAAAAGAAAUUGAAACAGAGGUUGUAAAUGAUGACUCAAGAUGCCAUUACAUGCUGUAAAUGUCCAUCAUUUCCUUGUUUUCUUUCUUGCAUUUCUUUUCUUUGAUUAUGGAUAUGAUUAAUAAGAUGUAAGAAUACUGUAGUAUCAUAAGUGAAUCAUUCUUCCUUGCUAGGCAUAGAAAUUACUUGUGAUUGAUAAUGGCAAUGUAUAACUUGUAAAAAAGUAAAAUCAUUAAAAAACAUGAAAAAUUCUGAAAAUAAGUUUAAAAAAAGUAUGUUACCAGUCAGAGGCCAAGGUAAAGGACUCUUGUUUCUUUGUGUUUUUAUUUUUUUAAUAGCAAUUUAUCACUGUGUGAUAUUUUGUACAUCAUAUUAAGCUGUAUUCAAACUAUUUCCUCUAACUACAAGGGAUAAGAGACCUGCUUUUUAUUAAUUUUGUUUUAUUAUAUAUUUUUGAACUGCAGUUUAGCUUGUAUCAAAUGACUUUCUCUUUUUGUUUACGGGUCCCCUGUUGUAUGUCAUUAAGGAAGAAAAAAUGAAGAUUUUGUACAGUGAA
This is a messenger RNA of Sphaeramia orbicularis (orbiculate cardinalfish), 5371 nucleotides long. It is a transcript of the gene strn4, whose product is annotated as striatin, calmodulin binding protein 4. Gene Ontology annotation, cellular component: dendrite. The transcript is spliced from 18 exons. The coding region runs from base 1 to 2322 and encodes 773 amino acids. The record is from RefSeq and is a predicted model, not a curated record. Lineage: Eukaryota; Metazoa; Chordata; Actinopteri; Kurtiformes; Apogonidae. Gene Ontology annotation, molecular function: armadillo repeat domain binding; protein-containing complex binding; protein phosphatase 2A binding.